Messenger RNA from Hippopotamus amphibius kiboko, 4824 nucleotides. RefSeq names its product zinc finger protein 883-like. Gene Ontology annotation, molecular function: RNA polymerase II cis-regulatory region sequence-specific DNA binding; DNA-binding transcription factor activity, RNA polymerase II-specific. The coding region runs from base 255 to 2426 and encodes 723 amino acids. The record is from RefSeq and is a predicted model, not a curated record. Gene Ontology annotation, cellular component: PcG protein complex; transcription regulator complex. Gene Ontology annotation, biological process: regulation of transcription by RNA polymerase II. Lineage: Eukaryota; Metazoa; Chordata; Mammalia; Artiodactyla; Hippopotamidae. The transcript is spliced from 7 exons.
UUUUGCUCGGCUGUUCUGGGUUCCCGGUUUCUCCGGCGGGAUGGUGGCUUCAGGUUUUUCCUUAACUGCCUGCCAGGGCAGUCUCCAGGGAGCGCCAGCCAUCCCCAGAGCUGCGGGAGUGUGCCAAGACCCAUCCUGCCCUGCCAAAGCAGUUCUGUGAAGGGGUGGUAGAUUGAGUGCUCUGAUUCUAAGGUUCUUCCUGAUUCCUGGGAUGUGAGACAAGUGAAUCCUAUCCUGAGCCAUUGCAGUCUAAGAUGUCCACCAAGUUGAAAAAAGAUGCAGCCUUGACUCCUGUGGUGCACACUCGGGAGGAGCAGGAAGGUCUAAGAAUAGUGAAGAUAGAGGAAGAGGAGAACCAUGCUUGGGAGCAGAAGCCUGGACAGCUAGGGAAUGUGCACCCUUAUCAGGAACUUUUCCGCCAGCGCUUCAGGAAGUUCCGUUACCAGGAGGCCCCUGGACCUCGAGAGGUGCUGAGCCGACUCCGGGAGCUUUGCCAAAAGUGGCUGCGGCCUGAGAUACACAGCAAGGAGCAGAUCCUGGAGCUGCUGGUGCUGGAGCAGUUCCUGACCAUCCUGCCCGAGGAGCUCCUGGCCAGGGUAUGGGAAUGUCAUCCAAGGAGAGGAGAGGAAGUGGUGACUGUGCUGGAAAAUCUGGAGACAGAACUUGGAGACAGAGGACAACAGGUCCAAGCCAGUGCACAUUACAAACAAGAAGUGCUGUGGAAGGAAGGAGGACCUGUAAGCCUCACAAAUCAGUCACUGACUAUCCAGCUAAAGUGUGAUCCUUGGGAGCAUUUUUCUUUGCAAGAGAAUGCAGGAGCUGAGACCAGGAAUAUUACUGGUGAAUUUGCCCCAAAGCAGAUAUCUGCAGAAAGGAAUUCACUGGAUGCUUUCCAGGACCCAAAGUGUGCAGAAACUUUUCAAUAUAGGGGUAUAUCAGAACAGCAAAAGGUCAACCCCACGAGAGUAAAACAACACAAAUGUAAGGAGUGUGGAAAGGCCUUUGCUCAGAGCUCAGGGCUUGUUCGACACUGGAAAAUUCACACUGGAGAAAAACCUUAUAAAUGCAAUCAGUGUGGAAAAGCCGUCAGUUAUAAAUCAGCCCUUCUUUCACACCAAGAAAUUCAUAAUAAAAUAAAACGCUAUCAGUGUAAUGAAUGUGGGAAAGCCUUCAGUCAAAACACAGGCUUGGUUCUUCAUCAGAGGAUCCAUACUGGGAAGAGACCUUAUGGGUGUAAAGAGUGCGGUAAAUCCUUUAGUCAAAGUUCACACCUUAUUGGACAUUUGAGAAUCCAUACUGGAGAGAAACCCUUCAAAUGUAAUGAGUGCGAGAGGGCCUUCACUCAGAGGUCAGGACUCAUGGAACAUCAGAGAAGUCACACUGGAGAGAAGCCCUACAUGUGUAAGGAAUGUGGGAAAGCUUUCCGGGGGAGCACCAGCCUUACUCAGCACCUGAGGAUCCACACUGGGGAGAAGCCCUAUCAGUGUGAGGAAUGUGGACGAGCAUUCAUUCAGAGGUCAAGCCUUACAAAGCAUCAAAAUCUCCACACUGGAAAGAAACCUUUUGAAUGUAUAUACCGUGGGAAAACCUUCUACCAUAGUGCAGACCUCACUAAACAUAAGCAGUCCCAUGACAAAGAAAAGCCUUAUGAAUGUAAUGAAUGUGGGAAAACCUUCAGGCAGCGUUCAAAUCUUACUGAGCAUCAGCGAAUUCACAGUAAAGAAAAACUCUAUGAAUGUAAAGUAUGUGGAAAAGCCUUCACUCAGUAUGCAGGACUUAACCAACACCAGAGAAUCCACACUGGAGAGAAACCUUUUGAAUGUCCUGUAUGUGGACGAGCCUUUAGCUGGAGCUCAGCACUUAUAAUUCAUCACAGAAUUCACUCAGGGGAAAAACCCUACGAAUGUGCCGAGUGUGGAAAAACCUUUAGAGUGAACUCAACCCUUACCAUAUAUCAGAGAAGUCACACUGAGGAGAAGCCCGAUAAGUGUGAUGAGUGUGGUGAAGCCUUCAGUCAACACUCAGGCCUCAACAAAUCCAAGUUAGGAGGGAAGCAUGGAAACCCUCCUAAACCAAGAAAAUAUACAUGUGAUGAGUGUGGGAAGACCUUUACACAGUUAACUGGCCUGAGUAACCACAAAAGAAUCCACACUGGGGAUAAGACCUAUCAGUGUCCUGAGUGUGGCAAGGGCUUCACAAGGGGAGAGCAUCUUAUUGAACAUCAGGGGAUUCACAACAAGGAGAAACCUUAUCAGUGUGAAGAGUGUGGCAAAGCCUUCAGUCAGAAGACAGGUCUUAGUCAUCAUCUCAAAAUCCACACAGGAGAGAAACCUUUCAUAUGUUCUGAAUGUGGGCGAGCCUUCAGCUGUAAGUCAAAUCUCAAUAAACAUGAGAGAGUCCACUCUGAGGAAAAAUCCUGUAGAUAGUGUGGGAAAGCCUAUAGGCAGAGAGCAACACUGAUCCAACAUCAGAGAGGCCACAUCCUGCUAAGUCCCAGCAGUAGCGUGAAUGAGGUGAAGCCUGCAGUAGAAGCUCAGCUCUGAUUAAGCACCAGAGAAUUCACUAAAUUGACUCCUUGUGGAGGUGUUUGGUGACAACUUCAAGUAGAAUUCAGAGGGGGUUUUUUUGAGAUAAAAUGUUUCUUCAACUUAUUAUUUAAAGAACAUCAGAGAUACCACACUGAAAAGCUGUUUAAAGGUCAUAAAUGCUGAAAAAGUUGAGAAUUUGGAAAAAGUAAACAAGACAUUUACCUGUGAUUACCUUUGUUAAAUGCAGUGAAGUGUCAGUUAAUACAAUGAAAAGGUACACAAGGGCAGCUGUAAAAAAAUAUUUUUUAUACUGAAUUCAUGAGUUUUUGUGUUUUGCUUUUUCAAAUCAUUUUGAUUUCUAACUAGCCUUAGCCUAGUUUAAUGUUGAAAUUGCUUCUCUUCAUACCAGUUGAGGUCACUGGACUAUCCAAGAGCUUGGAAUGUGUGAGAUGAGUUGUCUCUGUUUCCCUCCCACCUUACUACUAACCAAGCCUCUGACCAGAAGUGGGUGGCCUGCAGACCCUUCCUGAUCCCCAUCCCCAAAACUAGCAUUUUCUGGUGAAAAAGGACAUGCUAUAUUCUAAGUAAUAUGGAGAGCAUAGAAGUUUGGGCCCGCAGUACAUCAGAAUGUAGUGUGGCCAUCAUGGCUAAAGCACAGAGCAUACAUUUUGGUUAUGAACACAGCUCCUUGACCUCACAACAGAGAAAGAGAAGAGGGGAAAGCAAGCCUUUCAUUCCAGUAUUUUCUAUCUCCUACAAAUUGUAUUUUUACACAACUGAAACCGCUUUCAGCUUAAGCACUAUCUCCCUCAGUCAAUGUAGCGAGGGACUGAUGAAGCUGAUAAUAGUUUUCAAGUACUGGAAGACUAUUUCCUCAUAUUUGUGACUGCUCCUGACUUCUACUGGAUUUGUAGUAUUUAUAGGGCAACAUAAUUCAGUCAAUAGCAAGAAAAUCUGGCCCAGCUGUGGUGAAAAUAUUGGUGAAUUUAAGUCUCCCUUAGGGUAUCUAGUCUGCUAAUUUGUCAUUCUGUUGGCUGUUUUCUGCUCUACUGCCUCUCAUCCUCUGAAAUAAGACUCUUGAAACUUUCCUGGUCAUAGAAAAUGUUUCCCCUUGUCUCUUUUUAUAGUUUUUACCUCUCAUUUCCAUGGUAUCAUUUCUUCUACAGGCCAGUGGUAUUUAACUACCUCCAGGUUUCACCCUAUCCAUAUAAAUACAAUGUUUUCUUAAAGGAAAUGGCAAAUAUGGGAGCAUCAAAAGCUAUUAAAUGUUGUGUCAGUUCUUGAAACCCAACUCAAGUGUGAAUUGCCACAAAUCCAACACUUUUUUUUUUUGAAAUGUAAUGGACAUAACAGCUUCAGAUUUACAAUAAAAUGAUUCAAUAUUUGCAUGUAUUGUGAAUCACCACAAUAAGUCUUGUUAAUGUCUAUCAACACAGUUAACAAAGUUUUUUUCUUUUGAUAAGAACACUUAAGAUCUGCUUUCUUAGGAACUUUCAAAUAUUCAAUACAGUAUUAACUAUAGUCGCCAUGCUGUGCAUUACAUCCCUAUGACUGACUUAUAACUGGAAGAUUGUACCUUUUGAUCCCCUUCACCCAUUUCACUGCUACCCUCUCCCCUGACUCUGGCAACCACCAGUCUAUUCUCUUUGAGUUUCUUUUGUUCUUGUUUUAGAUUCUACGUAUAAGUGAGGUCGUAUGGUAUGUUUUUCUCUGACUUAUUUCACUCAGCAUAAUGCCCUCAAGUUAUUGGAAAUGGCAAGAUUUCCUUUUUUAUGGCACAACUGUACACACACACAUAAACACACACACACACCAUAGUUUCUUCAUUCAUCUAUCAGUGGACACUUAGAUUGCUUUCAUGUGUUGGCUAUUGUAAGUAAUGCUUCAGUAAAUGAGGGAGGGGGUUGCAGAUAUCUUUUUGAGUUAGUGUUUUUGUUCCCUUUGAAAAAAUACCAAGGAGUAGAUUUGAUGGAUCAUGUUCUGUUUUUUGAGGAAUCUCCAUACUAUUUUCCAUAGUGGCUGCACCUGUUUACAUUCCCACCAAUAGUGUACAAGCAUUCCAUUUUGCCCCAUCCUCACCAACACGUAUUUCUUGUCUUUUUGAUAAUUGCCAUUUUAACAGGGGUGAGGCAAUAUCUCCUUGUGGUUUUAAUUUGCAUUUCCCUGAUUAUUGGUGACAUAGAGCUCAUUUUCAUGUACCUAUUGGCCAUCUGUGUCUUUGGAAAAAUGUCUAUUCAGAUCCUCUGCCCAUUUUUCCCUCUUUCGAGCUGUAUAAGUUCUUUCUACAUCUUGGAUA